ACCCAUUCCUACGUCAUAGUUUAGCCAGUGUGAGAAAAUCAGUUUUGACAACUUUAUUAUCUUUCAUUCAUAUCCCGGACCCCUCAAUGCAUAGUUGGAUCAACGGUCAAAUUAUUCGCUUGAUAUUUCAAAAUCUGUUGAUGGAAAGAAACGAAGAUGUUUUGAAUUUAUCUACAACAGUCUAUGAUGAACUCAUUAACUUUUUGGUAAAAACGGGUGUAUCACUUGAAGACGCUUUCGAGCAACAUAUCGCUCCAUUGCUUGAUCUAAUGGUAACACCUAUUGGUUUACCUAGAUUCAAUUACUCAAUGAAUCCACGCAACAUUUUACGUCCGUCGGGCCAAUCCAUGUCAUUAUCGGAUAUCCAGCUAACCGGUAUCAAUUACAAAAAGGGAAUUUUUUCCAACAUAUCAAAUAAUAGUAAUAACGAUCAAAAGGAUGAGAAGAAAAGAAAGAGAAAACAAAACGGCGAUAACAUUGUUUCUGAUAAUGGUAAUGGUCAUAGUGACAGCAACACCAGUAAUAGCAGUAACGGAACGUUUGGUAUACCUCAGUCUGAAUACGAUCUCCAUAUCAAUAUAGAUGCUCCAAUUAUCAAUUGUGAUGUUACUCUUGUACCCCUCGAAACCAUUUAUCUCACUAGGUUGAUUUCUGCACGUGCAAUGGGGAGAACAAUAUCUAGAUUUUCAAAUGAAGAAGUCGUUAUAUCUUUUUUCACAGUCCUACAAAAAAAAUUACAGAGUAAUUUUAUAACACCCCGUCUUCUAUCGUGUUGGAUAAUCAGUGAGUUUUUCUCAUCAGUUGUAAAAGAAGGGAAAAUGAGCAAUGUAAACUACUCCCUAAUAUCUCAAUCCAUAAGUCCUGUGUUGAUGGAGCUUUUGACCACACCCACUUCUUCUCUACCAUUCUUUAGAGAAAUUGUUCCUUUGUUGCGUAGUACAAGGUCUCAUUCAGCUUACUUACUUAGCUUGUUUAGAGAACAGGCCCAUCUAUCAUCGUUCAAGUUGAAAAGCUUGGCAGUUUUAGUGACUGGCGAAGUUGAUGCUGGACCAGGUGCAUUCUCAAUCUCCGAUGCUAAUGAUCUAGUCAACGUUUGGUACGGUAAUGCAUACAAAUCAUUAAGUGCAGCUGUUAGAAUCUCCACAGGGAAGGCUUUAGAAUCUGCACGAGAUAGAGUAAAAACUAGCAUUGUUGAAGUUGAAGAUGAGUAUGAGAGUAGACUUUAUUCCGUCAAUUCUUCAAUUGCUGGUGCUUACAUUCGCUGUACAGUUUUUGACGGUGACGGAGCUUUACCUAAAAAGUUGAACCCAAUCAUUCGUUCUUUGAUGGAUGGUGUUAAACUUACGAAUAGCAACCUGAUUCAAAAAUACGUUUCAAAAGAUGUUGCAUAUUUGAUCAGCAGAUUGAUUCAAGAGAAUAGAAAUAAUAUUGCAGAAAAAAUUGUUAAAAACUUAUGUGGAUUUUUGUGUGUUGAUCCCGCUGAAGUUCCUGAAUAUUCCCCUAAUAAAGACUACGAUGGAAUCUUGAGUUUAGUAAGAGAGGGAAGAGAUGCCAACAUCUUAGAGGAAACAGCUGUUGUCGAAGACAACAAGAUUGGAAGUGGUGCUGGAUCAAUUGAUUUUGAAAUCAAAGGAGCUGUGAUCAAAAGAAAGGGAGGAAUGGUAACACUUGAAGCUCUUAUUAAGUUGUUUGGUGAUGAACUAUUUGUCAAACUUCCAAAAUUCAAAGCUAUGAUGAUUGAGCCAAUGAAUAAUUUGAAUAAAAACAUUUCUGAACUAAGUGCCAAAGAAGGUCAAGAAAUCAUUGAUUCAUUCGAGUUGAACAAGACUGUAUUCCCAUGGAUAGAUAGUAAGCUUAAAGAUGAGAUCCUAUCCAAUGUUGAUGUGAUUCUCAAAGGGUUGAACUCUAAAGAAUCUGUCUUUCGUUAUGCUUCAUCAAAGUGCUUUGCCAGCAUUGUAGAUUCUUGUCCUAAUGUUGGUUUCGAACUUUUAGUUAAGAAUAUUUUACCAAUGUUGAAUAAUCCACAUGAUGUUAGUGAAAGACAAGGUGCUGUUGAAUGUAUUUACCAUGUUGUGCAGUUUAUGGAUUCCUCUAUUCUGCCAUAUAUUGUGUUCCUAAUUGUUCCAAUUUUAGGGCGCAUGAGUGACUCUAAUAGAGAUAUUAGAUUGAUUGCCACUGCAACUUUUGCACAAAUUAUAAAACUUGUUCCAUUAGAAUCAGGUAUUCCUGAUCCAGUUGAUAUGCCUGCAAGUUUAUUGGAGGGUAGACAAAAGGAAAGAGAAUUUUUAAGCCAAAUGAUGGAUCCAUCUAAGAUUGAGCCUUUUGAGAUGCCAGUCAGUAUCAAAGCUACUUUGAGAAAAUACCAACAGGAAGGUGUUAACUGGUUGUUUUUUUUGAACAAAUAUCACUUACAUGGAAUAUUAUGUGAUGAUAUGGGACUCGGUAAGACUCUACAGACAAUUUGUAUGGUUGCAAGUGAUCAUCACAUGAGAUCUGAAAAGUUUGCUAAGGAUAGAUCAAUUGAGAGUAGGAAAUUACCAUCUUUGAUCGUUUGUCCCCCUUCGUUGACUGGUCAUUGGGAACAAGAGUUUCAGCAAUAUGCUCCAUUUAUGAAGGUUAUUGUUUAUGCCGGUCCUCCCUCAGCCAGAGCACAGCUGAAGAAACAAAUAGAAAAUGGAGUCAAAGAUGAUAUUGACAUUGUUAUUACUUCCUAUGAUAUUGUAAGGAAUGAUGUUGACUUUGUUACUAAGUUUGAUUACAACUAUUGUGUUUUAGAUGAGGGCCAUAUUAUCAAGAAUGCCAAAUCGGUUCUUUCUAAAUGUGUGAAGCAAGUGAAGGCAGAACACCGAUUAUUACUAUCUGGUACACCUAUUCAAAAUAAUGUUGUUGAGUUAUGGAGUUUGUUUGAUUUUUUGAUGCCUGGAUUUUUGGGUACUUAUAAACAGUUCGAUGCUAAGUUUGCGAAGCCUAUUGCGUCAUCGAGGAGAAACAAAGGUCAAAAGGAGCAAGAGAAAGGUGCCCUCGUUUUAGAAAGUUUACAUAAACAAGUGCUACCUUUCAUGUUGCGUCGGUUGAAGGAAGACGUUUUGGCCGAUUUGCCCCCUAAGAUUAUUCAAGAUUAUUAUUGCGAAUUAUCGAAUCUUCAAAAACAAUUAUACAAGGAUUUCAUCAACAAACAAAAGAAGAGUAUAGUCAAAGAUAUUGAAGAGACCACUGGCACAGGUGAAGAUGAAGAAGACGUUAAAGGUGCCAAACAACAUGUUUUCCAGGUGUUGCAAUACAUGAGGAAGUUAUGUAAUCAUCCUUCAUUAGUUUUGACCAAGAGUCACCCUCAAUACAACGAGGUGUCUGCUUAUUUGAAGAAAUAUAAUAUGAAGCUUGACGAUAUUGAGCAUGCUCCUAAACUAUUAUCCUUAAAGAACUUAUUGAAAGAAUGUGGUAUUGGGUUGAUUGGGAAUGAAUCUACAGUUAUUUCUCAGCAUCGUGCUUUAGUGUUUUGCCAAAUGAAGGAUAUGCUUGAUAUAGUUGAAAAUGAUUUACUCAAGAAAAAUAUGCCUAAUGUGACCUAUUUGAGAAUGGAUGGUUCUACUGAUCCAAGGUACAGACAGAGUAUUGUGAAACAAUUCAACGAGGAUCCGUCAAUAGAUCUAUUACUUUUGACAACAAAAGUUGGCGGGUUGGGUUUGAACUUGACUGGUGCUGACACAGUUAUUUUUGUGGAGCAUGACUGGAACCCGAUGAAUGAUUUGCAGGCUAUGGAUAGAGCGCAUAGAUUAGGGCAGAAGAGGGUCGUCAAUGUGUAUAGAUUGAUCACUAGGGAUACGCUAGAGGAAAAGAUUAUGGGAUUACAAAAAUUCAAAAUGAAUAUUGCCUCCAGUAUUGUCAACCAACAAAAUGCAGGUCUUGCAUCUAUGGAUACACAUCAAUUACUUGAUUUGUUUGAUUCUGACAAGGUUGGAGGUGAGUCUACCGAAGGAGACAACAAUGAGAAAGACAGUGAGGCUAGCAAGAAACAAAAGAAGAUGAACGGGAUUGACGAUGUUACCGACGAAGGUGGGUUGGGUGGCAAGGCUGGCACCGCAGUGAAGGAGCUCGGAGAACUUUGGGACGAAAAGCAGUACGAAGAAGAAUAUAAUUUGGAUUCUUUUAUACGUACGUUGAAAUAGUGUAAUACCACCAUGUAAAUAAAUGUGUAUAUUUAUUCGGUAAUAUAAAGAUAAAACGGAAUACUAAGAGAUCGUCAGGAUUUG
Messenger RNA from Pichia membranifaciens NRRL Y-2026, 4250 nucleotides. RefSeq lists its product as hypothetical. The record is from RefSeq and is a predicted model, not a curated record. NCBI's taxonomy places the organism in Eukaryota, Fungi, Ascomycota, Pichiomycetes, Pichiales, Pichiaceae. The coding region runs from base 87 to 4166 and encodes 1359 amino acids. The transcript has a single exon. Gene Ontology annotation, molecular function: ATP binding; ATP-dependent chromatin remodeler activity; ATP hydrolysis activity.